AUGACAUCGCCCAAGCCCGAACCCAUGCCCCAAGGCUCACCGGUCCCCCCAACCGGUCCCCCACCAGAGCUUAGCCGUCUGAGACUCCCUGGAAACUAUGUCUCCGCAAAACACCCGCAGGCCUUCCACCCCCCUGAAGAGCUCGUCAUCAUCGAAAGCGAAUUCAACAACUACAAAUCCGCCGGUCGCGUCAGCGACACCCCCGUCUACCGCGUUGUCGAAAAAGACGGCGAGUAUGCAAGCUACGCGAUUUACUACUUGCUUGAGAAUGUGCAGACGAAGGAGGUGCCGGAGCAGUGGCGUGAGAAGGAUGAGCUGAGGCUUUUUCCAGGCCAAAUGAUCACUGACAUGUGGUGGGACCUUGACGAGAAGGGUCGGGUGGUGGCGAAGUGGAUGGAAGACUGGGACGCAGAGAAGCUGGCUCGUGGUGAUGAUGGCGAGACCUUCGGGGACGAAGAGACACUGCGUCGAGAUAAUGAUGAGAACGAGAGGCAGGCGGAUUACUUCUCUAUCUCAUCUCGGCCCGCUUGGCUGGCUGAGGGCCCUGGGAUUUUACCGGCGUACAUGGUUUUGUAUGUCAAGGCCGAGCGAGUCAAAGGAUCCUCGUAA
Messenger RNA from Letharia lupina, 609 nucleotides. RefSeq lists its product as uncharacterized. The transcript is spliced from 2 exons. The record is from RefSeq and is a predicted model, not a curated record. Bases 1 to 609 code for a protein of 202 amino acids. Lineage: Eukaryota; Fungi; Ascomycota; Lecanoromycetes; Lecanorales; Parmeliaceae.